UAAUCCUAUUUCUCUUCCAUUCUCUCUCUCUUUGCCUUGAUCGAUCCUUACGUAGAUCUUAAGACGAAGUUUCCAGACUGAAGAAUUGUUGAGUUCCCCCGGUGGGUUCAGAAAGAAAGUUCCAGAUUUUUGUCGGAGAGUAUGGGAACGAAGAGUUUCUCCACGAUAAGGAGAGACCAAGGGACUGUCCAAGCUCUUAUCGGCUCCGAUCUGAACGAGCUCGGCUUCGCUGCCAAGAAACUGGUUAAUCACUCGAUUAUGCUUGUUGGGUCAGGACUCGGAACUGAAGUUCUCGAAUGGGUCGCUUCCUUCGCCGCCAUAUACUUGUUGGUAUUGGAUCGAACCAACUGGAAGACAAAUAUUCUUACAGCGCUUCUGAUCCCUUACAUCUUCUUUAGCCUUCCAUCAGUUAUUUUCAGCCUGUUCAGAGGAGAUGUCGGAAAGUGGAUUGCGCUGGUCGCUGUCGUCUUGCGCCUUUUCUUCCCGAGACAUUUCCCGGAUUGGCUGGAGUUGCCGGGAGCACUGAUCCUGCUGAUAGUGGUGGCUCCGGGACUAUUCGCCCACACGUUCAGAGGCAACUGGGUGGGAUUGGCGGUAUGCCUUGUCAUCGGAUGCUACUUGCUUCAAGAACACAUUAGGGCUUCAGGCGGAUUCCGGAACGCCUUCACGAAAGCAAAGGGCAUCUCCAACACCAUCGGGAUCGUUCUUCUGUUCGUUUUUCCGGUUUGGGCCCUCAUCGAUUGAAGUCCGUCCUUCUGUGCCAUCAAGAUUGUGAAGUUGUAUCCUUCUGUGUAAUCAAGAUUGUGGUUGAUUGUGUGUGCUUGCAACCAAUAAGUAAAGGUUAAGAGUGGGUUUCAGACAGUGGAUUGCCAACUGCUUGUAAUACGUUUCUGUCCUAAUCUAUUUGUUUUGUUAGUAA
Tarenaya hassleriana is the source of this 919-nucleotide messenger RNA. Its product is annotated as cold-regulated 413 plasma membrane protein 1. Gene Ontology annotation, cellular component: membrane. Bases 142 to 744 code for a protein of 200 amino acids. The transcript is spliced from 4 exons. NCBI's taxonomy places the organism in Eukaryota, Viridiplantae, Streptophyta, Magnoliopsida, Brassicales, Cleomaceae. The record is from RefSeq and is a predicted model, not a curated record.